Melanaphis sacchari is the source of this 1347-nucleotide messenger RNA. Its product is annotated as lachesin-like. The coding region runs from base 1 to 1050 and encodes 349 amino acids. Gene Ontology annotation, cellular component: neuron projection. The record is from RefSeq and is a predicted model, not a curated record. The transcript is spliced from 6 exons. NCBI's taxonomy places the organism in Eukaryota, Metazoa, Arthropoda, Insecta, Hemiptera, Aphididae.
AUGUAUGGUUGUACUCAGGUUGCUUGGAUUAAAGCAGAUACUAAAGCUAUAUUAGCUAUUCACGAACAUGUUAUCACGAACAAUGAUAGGUUGUCCGUUACGCACAAUGAUUUUAACACAUGGACUCUAAAUUUUAAGGCUGUCCGGAGAGAAGAUAGAGGCACUUACAUGUGUCAAGUCAAUACGGAUCCAAUGAAAAGCCAAAGUGCUUUUCUAGAAGUAGUUAUACCACCAGACAUCGUUUAUGAAGACACUUCCGGAGAUAUGAUGAUCCCUGAAGGUGGUUCAGCUAAAUUGAUUUGCAAAGCUCGAGGAUAUCCUGAACCAAAGAUAUUAUGGAAAAGAGAAGACGGAGGAGAUAUAAUCGUUAGAACUGGAACUACAGAGAAAACCAAAAUGACAUCGGUUGAAGGUGAAUCAUUACUUUUAUCAAAAGUGACAAGAUCAGAAAUGGGUGCAUACCUUUGCAUUGCGGCCAAUGGUGUACCACCAUCGGUUAGCAAAAGACUAAUGCUUCACGUUCAUUUUCAUCCAUUGGUUCAAGUUCCAAAUCAACUAGUGGGAGCACCUCAAAAAACAGACAUCACUCUUCAAUGUUAUGUCGAAGCAUCACCAAAAUCAAUCAAUUAUUGGACAAGAGAAUCAGGAGAAAUGAUAAUAUCAAAUGAUAAGUACAAUAUGACAGAACUUACAGUUUCCUAUUACAGUGCUCAGAUGAAACUGACAAUUAGAAAACUUAAAAAGUCAGAUUUAGGAGGAUACAAAUGCAUAUCGAAAAAUUCAAUUGGAGAAGCUGAAGGAAAUAUUCGAGUAUAUGAAAUGGAUUUAUCUAAGCCCAGAACACCUAGUGAAGACGUUGACGAUAAUGCUAUAAAUACGUUUGAUUCUGAAGAAGAUGAUUAUGAAAAUAGAAACACAGUACGCAAUUCUUCUAACAAUUCACCGGCACUCAAAGAUCAAUCGCACCGUUUACCUAGAUCAUCUUCAAACAUAAUACGAUGUAUUGACUAUGUUAUGUUAAUACCUAUAUUAAUGCUGAUGAAAUACUGAACUUUUAUAUUGUAUUCAUGUUUAAGUAAACAAAUUUUUGGAGGUUGGCCUAUUCUAAAGAGCCUAUGUAGGCUCUCUAGUCUAUUUCAUUUAGACUAUAAUACGCAUAAUUCAUUCUAUAUUAUAUUAUGUGUAUUGUGUAUACGUUUUUCAUUUGCAUUCUUCCUACUUAUAUAGUAUCCGACCAAAACAAUACAAUACUACCGAUAUACAUACGACUUAUACGAAAAAUAAUCCUAUUAAAAAAAUGUGUACUUGUGGGUACUAAUUUAAAAAAUAUUGCAAUUUGUAUAUAUG